CAAGGGUGGCACUUGGCCGCUGCUGGGCUCUCGCUUUAAAAUGCAUGGAAUGGUGGUGUCUGCUCAGCUCCUGGCAGAGCUGAAGGGUGCCGGUGAGCUCCGGCGGUGCCGCGGUCGAUGGCUCUGUCUUGUAGUGCUUGCACAGCGUUAAUGCUCUUGGAAAGCGUAAACCCUGCUGCUUUUUCUCCCCGAUGGGCUGCUGAAGGCUUGGGGCUCGUAGGGCGAUGCUGAGCCAUGCGUGGGUUCCUUGGGGUCUUUAGGGCAGAGCAGGGUGUGGGGUCCCAGGUCUGCGUGCCCACCCUGUGGUGCUGAUGUUGGCAAGGAUUAAACCUCUUCCCGGUGUUGGCUUUGCGGGGACAUCCUGGCUUAUCUCUGUCCUGCCACGUGUCACCCCUGGUGCUGGCCCGAUCCCUGGGCUGUUGUCUUCUGUCCCUGAGCCACUAAUGGUCCCUGCAAGGCGGGACGUGGGUGCUGGGUGCAGCCAGGUUGCUGGGCGCAGGCUGCAUCUUGCCACUCGCUCGCAGAGGGCACUGCUGAGCCGGCUGAGGGCUGCGGGCCCAGGGAACCUGCAGCCAGAUGAGACAUCGUCAACAAGGAAGGAAGAAAGAAAAAAAAUCAACAAAAAAAAAAAAAAACCCGACCCAGGGAAAAGGGCACGAACCACCGAAGCCAAACCACGUGUCGUGAGGCGUCUCCCACAGCCGCCCAGCGUGGUGGCACCGGGGACACGGGCCUGUCCCCCAGCUGGAGGGAGCCUGGGAGCUGGGCAGACCCUGAUGAUGCUUCCAGUGAACGCUCUCUGAGCCUAACGUGGGAUUGCUGAGCUGAAGGCGAUUGUGUUUAAACAGCGUGGUGGGCGCAGACUGCAGCCCCGUGUUUGCUCUAGCAGAUUCCUGUUACAGCAGGGGCCAGAUGAGCAGCUACGUGGCCCAAGGGCUGAGUCACCGCCAGAGCGGUGUGAGCAUCAGGCCGAGAGCUUUCUCAGACCCACAUCCCGGUGACGCCGGCAGCGUGACUUCUCGCUGCCUUUAGGGAGGGACCGACCAAACACCACCGGGGACUAGCUAGAGGUUCCAGCUGCCCGUCGUGUUUGCAAGUGGCAGAACAGCUCCAGCACGCCUGUCCUCUCGCCACUGCACCCAGCAUGGCAGCGUAGAGCUGGGGGCAGAUGGACGGGGUGCAGCGGGAUGAGCCCUGCCCUGACCCUGCUUCUGUCACUGGCCAGCUGCACCCUGCUCCGUGGCAUGCCAUUGCCUCCACGAGACGUGAGGCUGGAGGCACAAAACUUCCACGUCUGCCUGCGGUGGGAGCCGGACCCUGGCUCACCCAGCGGUGCCUCGUACCAGGUGGAGUGGAGGAGACGAACCUCUCGCUGGACCAAGGUGGAUACCUGCUGGGGGAACAGCACCAGCUCCUCCUGGGCAUGCGAGCUGUAUUUUGACAAGAUCCACGAUAUCUACUGGGCAAGGGUGAGAGCGGUGGCCGGAGACAAGCUGUCCGAGUGGGCCUAUUCCAGCGAGCUGCAGCUGUACAGAGACACAAUUGUGGGCCCCCCCAAGUUGUCUUGGCUGCUCCAAGGUCACACCCUCAACGUAAAUAUCAUCAUGCCACUCACUCCCUACCGAAACACAAACGGCUCUUACAAGCCAGUCGACCAAGUGCUGCUGAAGCUGUGGUACUGGCUGAAUCUGUACGAAGGGGAUGUGCUUGUCCAGCAAGUGCCCUGCAAAUGGAGCAGGGAGGAAGCCCCAUGUACUUUCAGAUACCUGAAGCCCAGCACGCAGUACUGUGUCCGGACGGCAGCCGCGGGCAUGGUUGGGGAGCAGAGCCAGGAGGCCGAGCAGUGCAUGGUGACUCCGGCAGGCCACGCAGGCUUUCCCUGGGUCCUCCUUGCCGUGCUGAGUGGCAUCUUCCUGCUGCUGAGCAUGGCCGGGCUCUGCUUCGUCCAGCUGCACAUCUUCCCCAGCCCCUCGGAGACGCUCCUCCCGAAAACACUUCAGGCUCUCCUGAACAGGGACCCGAGCGUGACCGUCAGGGAGCCCACCCUUGAGCUCAAGGAGGACUCGCUCACCCUGCUCCUGCCAACUGUGCUACCCUCCUGCCAGUUGCCUGCAGGUGAGCAGACAACACCCACAGUCCAGCUGCUUGUCAGAGAAAGCCUUUCCCAGGACAUGAGUGGCUACUGUGCCAACGGGUUUGGGCCAGACUGCCACGAGGGAAGGGACCCGUCCUGCACCCACAGCCAGCUGGGGCAUGCCUUGGGCUCCCAGGUCUCAUUGCGGCUGGAGGAGGAUGGGGAAGUGUGUGAUGGGGAUGAUGUGCUGGAGCAGCCGGUGCUGGUGGGACUGACCAGAGACAGCUACACAGGUGACAGGGACUACCAGACAUCAGAGAUGUGGCUCCCCCUGCAUCUCCAGCUUCAUUCUAAAUGCCAGUGCCCAGCCCUGGGAGCGGGCAGUUGGCUACCUCUGCCCACACCGGGCAGGAGCUUCAGCCAGGAGGACUUGCGGGAGAGCCUUGGCAUGGCAAGGCACUGGGUACCGCUCAGCUCUGUGAAGCUGCCGGCCAGUGAGGAGGAGGAUGGAGGGCAGCUCAUCCAUGCUGUCCAGCCCCUGCAUGGCCUUGGGACUGAGCCACAGCCAGGUGACAGCACCGUGCAGCAGGGUGACUCGGAGCAGGCAGCACUGGGUGUCCCCAGCCCUUGCCAGCUGCCCCAAUUGCCCCCUGAUGUCCGACGGGCAGCUGCCUUCUCUGGCUAUGAGCUGCGUCCCCCAGCUGACAGCGAGCCAUAGCAAGCAGGCGGGGGCACACCAGGAGCUCCUGGCACCCAGAUCACAGCACCAAGCAGAGCUCGAGGUGCUGCCUGGAGCUGCCCUGGCCACGAUGGCUGCCUGCUCAGACCUGCCUGUGCCUUGCUGGGGACAGGACUGGGGCAGGCUCCAGUGCGGGCAGGCACAGGCAUGCUCCAGGUACAGCUGCCAUGGAUGGGUGAGAUCAGUAUCUUCAGAGCUUCCCUCUGGUUUUGGUGCUCUUGAACCAAAGCAUAAGGAAUACAUACCAAAGUCGAAGCCCCAAAACUUUUAUCUAUUUAUCCAUCUAUAUGUGUGUAUAUGUGUGCAUGUAAAGUAUAUAUACUAAUGCAAAUUUAUGUUUAUACUCAAAUAUAUAUAUAUAAACCUCUUGAAUGAAAGAGGAGGUUUUUUUUUUUUUUUUACUUGUCUGGAAAUACUGAUUGUGACUGGAGCUGUUUUUUA
This is a messenger RNA of Harpia harpyja (harpy eagle), 3254 nucleotides long. RefSeq lists its product as uncharacterized. Lineage: Eukaryota; Metazoa; Chordata; Aves; Accipitriformes; Accipitridae. The record is from RefSeq and is a predicted model, not a curated record. Bases 1188 to 2792 code for a protein of 534 amino acids. Gene Ontology annotation, molecular function: protein binding. The transcript is spliced from 9 exons.